Melampsora larici-populina 98AG31 is the source of this 705-nucleotide messenger RNA. RefSeq lists its product as uncharacterized. Gene Ontology annotation, molecular function: protein binding. Gene Ontology annotation, biological process: cytoplasmic translation. The transcript has 6 exons. The record is from RefSeq and is a predicted model, not a curated record. Lineage: Eukaryota; Fungi; Basidiomycota; Pucciniomycetes; Pucciniales; Melampsoraceae. Bases 1 to 705 code for a protein of 234 amino acids.
AUGGAAGAAGAACUUGAAGUUUUGACGGUGAUCUUUGAUGAAGCUGAUUUUCAAGUUAAACAUGAUCCACCGGGAUUUCUUAUGAGGGUCAGCCCAGAAGAACCAUCAGAUUCAGAUCCAUUGGAAGUAGAUUUAGAUUUAACACCUCAAGAUGGUUAUCCUACUACAAUUCCAUUAAUUGAGAUUUCAGAUCGGAUUGGAAAACUAGAUGAUUUUGAAAAAGAGUUACUGAUUAAUAAACUUACUACAAUUGCAAAUGAAAGUGUUGGAGAUGCUAUGGGAUAUACUCUUUAUACUGAAUUACGUCAAGAACUUGGUAGGGUUUUGAUUGAUCGAGAAUCUGCACGAAAGAAAAGAGAAGAAGAUGAACUAAGGGCAGCAGAAGAGCAAGAAAAAAAUCGAGCAAAAGGUACACCUGUUAAUAAAGAAACUUUUAUGAUUUGGCGUACAAAGUUUAAUGAAACGAUUAAAUUACAACAAAAGAAAAUUGAAGAUGAAAAAUUAAAAUCUUUAACACCCAAAGAAAGAGAUGAAUUCAAAAAUCGAUUAAAUAAAUUUACAGGUCGACAACUAUUCGAAUCUAAUAAAGCAUUAGUAAAUUCAGAUGCUUCCUUACUUGAACCUGAUGCUGAAGAAAUCGAUCUAAGUUCAUUUGAAAAGGCUUUAGAUGAUAUACCAUCAAAUGGUGAUAAUCAAGAAACAUGA